GGGCGGCGGGGAAGAGGCAGUGUCUACUGGGUCACUCAUUUUCCUUAUUGGCUAUGAGAAGAGAUCACUGAACCAGAAGUCGCUAUCCAGAAAAAGCCCGCCCACCCAGCACAGCCACCCUGCUCCUCCCCCACACUCCCAGGCUGGACAUAACACACACUAGUUGGCACAAGUGUUUGUAGUGCCAGUUUAUUGCCAAUAGCUGACAAUGCCCGGGGCUAGUAGAAAAUAAAUUAGAACGACAGUGGCCUCUUACAGGUGCAGCGAGGCUGGAGCGGGGAGCAAGUUUUUGUGGACACUGAUCCCCGGAAGGGGUACAAGGUGGCUGUGAUAAUAUCAGUGGAGAGGCUCUCCCAUGCUCCAGACCGACAGAAGUUUCUAUUCCCUCCUGGUACCCAAAGGGGCAAAGUGGAGGCCAGGGUCUCAGCUACCUGGAGCUAAGUGAGGGGAAAGGGGUAGUGGGGAACCCUCAGCAGGACCAAAGGGGAGACCAAGGCUUGUACCCCAGAACCCACAGGAACCUGGAAUCCCAUGCCUUCACAGGAUGACGCAGGGGGGGCGGCUGUUGGUGAUCUUCUCUAGGGGUUCUCCGUUACUGGCUCUCCGGAUGGCCUCAAUGAGCUGGAGGGCAGAGAGAUGGCGUGGGAUGAUGUGCGGCAGAGGCGUGGUGACCCCGGGGUGCUUCCAACACUGCAAAUACUCACAUCUUUCUCAUAAGGGAAGCCCCCGUUCUCCAGCUUGGAGAACACCAGCUGUCCAUUGAUCUCGAUCUCAAAGGCCCCUGGUAUUAAAUAAACCAGUGAAUCAACUGUCUGCUGAGAACAAGGCAAAGGUCAGGAGGCCCUCCGCACUCAGAGUGGGCACAGGCGCCCAUGUCCUCCGCAUGCCCGGUUAGAGACCUGCAGCUCUUCAAGACAUUUCCCAACCCGGGGUCAGGCCAAAGGAACAAGGAACGCAUGUGAGCCCUUUGAACUCCAGGAAGGGCUCCCUCCCCUCCAAACCUGUCCUUUCACAGUCUCACCGGCUUUCCCUUACAGGAUUCGUCUGUGACCCCCUCCACGAUGGAAGGGGGUCAAGCUGUCUGGACAUGUCACUAGGUGCCAGCCACCGCCGGAGACAGAGCGGGGCAGCUGGGACUUGGAACCCUGACUCAGCAGGUGUUCUGCGGCCUCACCUGUGCCCCCCAGGCGCGACUCGAUCUCGAUGCCAGGGUACUGCUCCUUCACGGCGCUCGCCAGCUCCAGAUGCCAUGGAGCUGGGCCUGUCUCCACCGCAUCACAGCAGCUCCCCAGAAGACCUGUACCCAGCCCCGGGGACCCCGCCGGGGACUCCCCCGCCGCCCGAUGCCCCCCUUGCUGGGGAGGUGAAGAGGUCCCAGCCUUUGUCCAUCCCGACCAGCAGGAAACUUCGAGAGGAGGAGCUGCGGACAACCUCUCUGCCCUCCAUCCCCAACCCUUUCCCUGAGCUGUGUAGUCCUCCUUCACAAACGCCCAUUACUGGGGGACUCUCCAGUGCAAGGGGGCUGCUCCCUCGAGACACCAGCUGCCCCCAUUCAUCUGCAAUUCCUGGGGUGCAGGUAGUAAAAGUGUAUAGCGAAGACGGGGCCUGCCGGUCCGUGGAGGUGGCGGCGGGCGCCACCGCACGCUACGUGUGUGAAAUGCUGGUGCAGCGAGCUCACGCCCUCAGUGAUGAGAACUGGGGGCUGGUGGAGUGCCACCCCCAUCUAGCACUGGAGCGGGUCUUGGAGGACCAUGAGUCAGUAGUGGAAGUACAAGCUGCAUGGCCAAUCGGCGCAGACAGCCGCUUUGUCUUCCGGAAGAACUUCGCCAAGUACGAACUGUUCAAGAGCUCCCCACACUCCCUGUUCCCAGAGAAGAUGGUCUCCAGCUGUCUGGAUGCACCGACGGGCUUAUCGCAUGAAGACCUCAUCCAGAACUUCCUGAAUGCGGGCAGCUUCCCAGAGAUCCAGGGCUUCCUGCAGCUGCGGGGCUCAGGACGGAAGCUUUGGAAGCGCUUCUUCUGCUUCCUGCGCCGGUCUGGCCUCUAUUACUCCACCAAGGGCACCUCCAAGGAUCCAAGGCACCUGCAGUACUUGGCAGAUGUAAACGAGUCCAAUGCGUAUGUGGUGACUCAGGGCCGCAAGCUGUACGGGAUGCCCACCGACUUCGGCUUCUGUAUCAAGCCCAACAAGCUUCGCAAUGGCCACAAGGGGCUGUGCAUCUUCUGCAGUGAGGACGCGCAGAGCCGCACCUGCUGGUUAUCCGCCUUCCGCCUCUUCAAGUAUGGGGUGCAGCUGUAUAAGAAUUAUCAGCAGGCACAGUCUCGCCACCUGCGCCCGUCCUGUGUGGGGUUCCCACCCUUGAGGAGUGUCUCGGACAACACCCUGGUGGCGAUGGACUUCUCUGGCCACACGGGGCGCAUCAUCGAGAACCCCCAGGAGGCUCUGAGUGUCGCCCUGGAGGAGGCCCACGCCUGGCGGAAGAAGACGAACCACCGUUUCAGCCUGCCCACCCCGUGCUCCAGCACCAGCCUCAGUGCAGCCAUCCACCGAACCCAACCCUGGUUCCAUGGACGGAUUUCCCGCGAGGACAGCCAGCGGCUCAUCUCCCAGCAAGGCCUGGUAGACGGACUGUUCCUGGUGCGGGACAGCCAGCGGAACCCGCAGGGCUUUGUCCUGUCUCUGUGCCAUCUGCAGAAAGUCAAGCAUUAUCUUAUCCUGCCGAGCGAGGAGGAGGGCCGCCUCUACUUCAGCAUGGACGAGGGCCAGACGCGCUUCACCGACCUGCUGCAGCUCGUGGAGUUCCACCAGCUGAACCGCGGCAUCCUGCCCUGCCUGCUGCGCCACUGCUGCACCCGCGUGGCCCUCUGACCGGGCGGCGGCAGGCCCGUGUUUCAGCCCCGGGCUCCUAGGGUGAACUCAGAGGGUCAGAGGGCAGGGACAGGAUCGAGAACGAUUGGAAGGCCCCCCCCAAUCCAGUUUUCUCCUCUGCUCCUUUGCUUCACUGAGGCAGAAAGUGGUCCCCCUACCCAUCCCCCCAGUUCACCCUUAAUCCCUCAUCUCAAGGGAAGGCACUUGGGGUGGCCCUCUCCCCUUCAGGGAGCUCCUUUCUGGGCACUACUCUGGGGCAAGGCAUUAUGGGAGAAAUGGGGGUAGCCCAGGUGGUCUGAUGCCCCACACGUUGUACAGACUGAGGCCAGUUGAUCUGUUUUAUACUCCUUACAAUAAAGGUUAUUUUUGGAUACA
Messenger RNA from Myotis myotis, 3244 nucleotides. It is a transcript of the gene GRB7, whose product is annotated as growth factor receptor bound protein 7. The transcript is spliced from 15 exons. Bases 1088 to 2869 code for a protein of 593 amino acids. Lineage: Eukaryota; Metazoa; Chordata; Mammalia; Chiroptera; Vespertilionidae. The record is from RefSeq and is a predicted model, not a curated record. Gene Ontology annotation, biological process: signal transduction.